Molecule: messenger RNA, 878 nt
Organism: Onthophagus taurus
Lineage: Eukaryota; Metazoa; Arthropoda; Insecta; Coleoptera; Scarabaeidae
Gene: Obp59a
Product: Odorant-binding protein 59a
Molecular function (GO): odorant binding
Source: RefSeq, a predicted model, not a curated record
AUUAAAAUAAUUAACCAAAAGUUACCAAAAAAUCGCCAUCUAUCAACGUCAUCAAAAAUCAUAUUUCUAAUCUACAAAUAGCAAACAAAAUUCGUAAUUUCUUUUGUGUUUAAUGAUUGAAAAGCGUUAAAUUACAAGAUUACAAUGAAUUGUCAUCGAAUCAAGGCUUUUAUUUGUUUAUAACAAUGUUACAACAUCCUGCUUUUUAUCCUUUCCCAAUUAAAAGGUAAAAAAUCAGAUUUUAAAACAGUUCCGUUCAAAAUCCACAGUUAAAAUGGGGUUUGCUAUAAUUAUUGGUUUAUUUUCGAUAAUUUUAACAUCAACAAACGGAUUAGAAUGCGGAAAUGCUUCCGGACUCAACACAACCGAGUUAAGAGUUUUAUUAAAAACGUGCAUAUUCAAAGAAAAUCUGGAUACGAAACAAAAUAAAACUGAAAAUAACGAUUACAAUAAUGAAUACGACGAUUCUUAUUUCUACGACGACUUUUUAGGAGGAAACGAAAGAAAUCAAACUGAAAACGAUAAAGAGACAACAACGGAAGAAAUUUUUAAUCACCCCGGAAGAUGUACUUAUCAUUGUAUUUUUAAAAAAUUAAAUAUUAUCGAUCAAGAUGGAUUUCCCGAUCAUGAAAAGGUGUCACAAAAUUUAAAAGUUGAGGCGAAAAACGACGAAUUAAAAGAUUUCCUUCAAGAUUCAAUUGAUGAGUGUUUUCAAGUAACCCAAGCUGAAGAAUUAGAUGUAUGCGACUUUUCCUAUAACUUUUUUAAAUGUUUGGCGGAAAAAGCACGCGAUAAUUGUUCCGAUUGGCCUUUAACGGACUCUUUAGUUUACGAUUUAUUUUAGUAACUCAAUAAUACAUACCUCUUUUGCAAAUUCA